Triticum urartu is the source of this 872-nucleotide messenger RNA. Its product is annotated as quinone-oxidoreductase QR2. Gene Ontology annotation, molecular function: FMN binding; NAD(P)H dehydrogenase (quinone) activity. The record is from RefSeq and is a predicted model, not a curated record. Gene Ontology annotation, cellular component: membrane. NCBI's taxonomy places the organism in Eukaryota, Viridiplantae, Streptophyta, Magnoliopsida, Poales, Poaceae.
CCCUACAAAUACGGGGGCCUGCCCGGCUUCUUUCUUCACCAGCCACCUACACUGCAAGAGGAAGCAAAUCAAAGCAAUUUCCAAAGCAAAUCAGUUUCAAACAGCAGAAUCCUGUAGCUAGCCGAUCGGCAAUGGCGACCAAGAUCUACAUCGUGUACUACUCGACAUGGGGGCACGUCGCCACGCUCGCGGAGGAGAUCAAGAAAGGCGCCGACUCCGUCCCUGACGUCGAGGUCACAGUCUGGCGGGUGCCGGAGACGUUGCCGGAGGAGGUGCUGGGGAAGAUGCACGCGGCGCCGGGGCGCGAGGACCACCCCGUCAUAACGGCGCGGCAGCUGGCCGAGGCCGACGGCGUGCUGUUCGGCUUCCCGACGCGGUUCGGCAUGAUGGCGGCGCAGAUGAAGGCCUUCUUCGACUCCACCGGCGGCCUCUGGCAAGAGGGGUCCCUCGCCGGCAAGCCCGCGGGCGUCUUCUUCGCCACGGGCACGCAGGGCGGCGGCCAGGAGACCACGGCCCUCACGGCCGUGACGCAGCUGACGCACCACGGAAUGAUCUUCGUGCCCGUCGGCUACACGCACGGCGCCGGCAUGUUCGCCAUGGACGAGGUCAAGGGCGGCAGCCCGUACGGAGCCGGCACCUUCGCCGGCGCUGAUGGCAGCAGGACGCCCACCGAUGCCGAGCUCGCCUUGGGGGCGCACCAGGGGAAGUACUUCGCUGGCAUCGCCAAGAAGCUGAAGGCCGUCUGAACCGCUCACGUCACAUGGCGUCAGCGUGUCAACUUGGAGCAAAAUUUGUUUACUUAGCAAUUACUACACCAUACUGGUAUCUAUAUCUUGUCUGGAAAGAAUAAUAAUGCGAGCACGUUGGGAACA